Messenger RNA from Zophobas morio, 4160 nucleotides. Its product is annotated as inositol polyphosphate-4-phosphatase type I A. The transcript is spliced from 15 exons. The record is from RefSeq and is a predicted model, not a curated record. Gene Ontology annotation, cellular component: cytoplasm. NCBI's taxonomy places the organism in Eukaryota, Metazoa, Arthropoda, Insecta, Coleoptera, Tenebrionidae. The coding region runs from base 268 to 3996 and encodes 1242 amino acids. Gene Ontology annotation, molecular function: phosphatidylinositol-3,4-bisphosphate 4-phosphatase activity.
AAUGUGAAGCUACACGGCACACACCAUCUAUACUUAUUCAAUAUCUUUGAGGUUUGUCAUAGUUGGAAGGUGAUUCAAGGAUUCAAGGAGUAAAUAAUAAUUUCGCAAGCGUAGGGUGGCUAAACUAAAAAAAAACAGCUAAUGAAAAUUGGAAAACAAGAUUCAGUUGAGUUAUGCCGAAUAAUGACGAAGAUUAUUGCAUGUAAUUCCACUAAACAAAAUAAUGGUUCUUAAGUUUGUGUAUAAGUUUCGUCAACAUCCUUGAUUAUGAGAUUUAAUAAACAAGAAUUGAUAACGUUAGCUACACAACCCUCGACUAAAUUUGAAAAAGAAGGGAUUUUAUACAUUCGAGAGAGGCAGGAAGGAUUUUUUAGGAAAGCAGAGCGAAAAGGAAAGAAAUUUCAAAAGCGUGAAAACCGUCUUCGCAAUCCGAGCUGUAUUGGGGGAAUAAACAAAGUUAACUUAGAAAGGUGGUGCAGAUUGCGUGGAAAUCUAUUAUUUUAUUUCAAAAGUAAAGAUCCAUGGUCAGAACCUUUAGGUGUGGUAGUUUUAGAACAAUGCCAAGUACGAAUCGAUCCACCAAUGGCAUCUCCACCUUUAACAACGGAUGGGCAUUUUCCGUUUUAUCUAGUAUUUGACGGGGGUUUAUGUCAAGCAUUAGCAACAAUUUCGGACCUUGACCGUUCAAGUUGGAUCGACGCGAUUAAAGUAGCGAGUUACGAAGGAAUACGAGCAGAAUUAAAUGCACUAAGACAGUGUAUAGAACGCCGUCGAUGCUACAAACCAAAUGUAGAUUUACAGACAUGGAGGCUACAAAGGGCCCAAGUUUUAGAUGUAGCAGAAGUUCCCAUCUGUGAAAUAUCGCUUGCAUGUGACAACUUAUUAUGCGAUGGGCACGGUUGUUCCCCGAAUCCGUCGAUAGUCAUAGAUGUUUAUAUGUCUUCAGCAAAAUUAUGGGUUCAGUAUGGGCGAACUGAAAUUAUAGAGAAAAGUAGCAAUCCAGGGUUUUUAAACACAAUCAGUUUUAGAGCAAGUGAUGGUUUAACUUGCGAUUCUCGCAUUAGAUUUACGGUUUUUGAUGUACGGGAGAGAGUGUCUCACACAGCUGUACCUAUAGGCUCAGCAUGUGUUCUUCUGAGUGCCAUACAAGAUUCAUCUCGUUUACGUAUUCCUUUAGUAUCAAGAAACCAAUCAACUGUUGGUUUUCUUUCAAUAAGCACUUGGGCUUUAGAAGCAGAAGAUCGGGGUAGCAGCACUGAACAUACACCUUGUCGAGCACCUUCACAUAAUAAUGCACAGGUUUGGUCGCAUAGAAGAUCACAGUCACUUCCACCAAGAUUAGGAGUAAAGAUGCGGCUACCGAAUCAAUCCGAUUUAAAAUUAUUGUAUUCUUCUCCAUUUAUGCAAACUUACAGAUUUCACUCUGGUCUGGGAGGAGAUAUUUGCGUUCAUGAAUUUAUGGCGGAAAGCCGGUUGUGUUUUACAUUUCCUCAUCAAUUGCUAGGUGUGUGGAUUCAACAAGAGAAAGAAUUAUUACAAGAAGUUGCUGGCAUGGGAGAAUUACGUGAACCUUGGCAUUCGCGGCAAGUUGAACUAUUGGAUCGUCAUUUACAUUUACUGCGUUUGUAUUCCCAAGCUAGAGAAAAUUUACAAGCCCACAAAGGCAGUUUGUUUAAACCUAGUUCACGAAAAUCGGAUCGUAGUUUAGAAUUUGCGCCAGUCAAUUUGCAUUUGCAACGAAUGUGGGUACAUAACGAUACACUUAAUAAGGCUGAUUUUUAUGACUGGAUUACAGUUGGUGCUUUCACUGCACAUUCGCAUAAGUCCAAAAAUGGUGGUUUAAUUAAAUUAGUUCAGCAACUGAAAGAGUCGCCAACUCGCUCAAACUCAAAUUACCAAAUUACAACUAAAAUAUCAAUGGCCAAUGAUGCAAUCCAGGCGAUUAAACAACUUCGCAAAGAAGUUGUCGAUGGAAUGAAAAUAUUAAUGAGGCUUGCCAAAGAGAAACAAACUGUUGGGAUGUUACCAAUAUGCGAAGAUAUGAUACGUAAGACGAGAAUACUUCUUAGUUUGUGGGAUCCUGGUCUUGUCGAAGAGGCUCUAAACUUUGUUGAGGAAUAUAAACUUAUAGUAACAGAUGACUCAGGUGUGGGUGAUGAUUUAACGCUGGAUAGUAGUGGAAAGCCCAUUUUAGUACUAUCCCCCUUCAAACGAAUUACACAACAACUUACAUCACUUAAUUUGAAAAGUCCUGAUCUCGAUGAUUUUGCUACUCCUUGUACGCCUAGAAAUGUGGAAGAUAUAUGGCAUGUCUCUGAUUCAAAAUUACUAGUUAAUAAAGACUCUAAUCACGCAGAUAAUAAUUUGUUAAAUACUAGUGAAGGUGUUAAAAGUUUAUGUUCGGAAAUUCGUGGUGAUGAUGAUACCAAUUUUGUAAUAUUUCCUGAUUGUGAGGAGAGUCAAAAUGAAGUUUCUUUAGAAGAAUUAAAUUCAAAUUCACUAAAUAUCACCAAUGGAAAUGAAAAACGUACCGAACCCGAUACCAAUCGUAUGUUCUUAGAUACUAAUGUGAUGUGCAGUUCACCUUCUGCAAAUUAUUAUAAACCAACUGAUGAACCUGAGCCAUGGGAUAUAACACAAUUGAACAUCGAAGCAAGUGUGAUGUGUUUAGUUAGUAAGGUGAAAUUCCUAUGUGGACGAUGUGGCAGUCCUGCUGUACGACUACGACAAAAUUCGAAAUCUUUACAGAAAUCCGUAAUUACAGAACAACCAACCUGUAGCGUUAAUAAUAAGAAACUUACUGAAUGCAGUAAAGAAGUUGAAAAAAUUUCAAAAACAGUGAAUUGUGUUACGAAGAUUUCAAAAAAUGGAAACAAAUUUACUGAUGGAUUGGAUUUAAAUAAAAUCGUUGAUUGGGCUGCAGAAUUGAGGCCGAGCAUGAGAAAAUUGCGCCAGGCUAUGGAUGGUCUUCUGAAAACAGCGCGUCUUACGCAUUCGGUCUUUCGAGUACAGGAAGAUCCAAAAGCUGCACAAAGAGUUUGCAAUGUUCGAUACAGACGCGACGUGUGUUUUUCUCAAUCACUGACCUCUUUAGUAGCUGGAUUGAUGACAAGACUAUGGUGUCACAAACCCGAUCCUACAUUUGUAACAGUUUUAAGUACUUUGGGACCAUUGGCGUGUUUUGAAAGUCUACUAAGUUAUCAUGGUAACGAAAUUGAUAUGUGGGGCGACAUGUCGGUGGCAGUAGAAGAUCUUAGGACGGUUAUGUUUACUUUAGUUCGUUGUCCAAGUCCUGUGUCUUUAGAACCACAACCAGUACCUAAAGUUAGCGGUAGCAGAAAUUCGCUCGUUGUAUCUCUUCCGGUUCCAGAUUCAUUGUAUAGUUUGAUACCAAGUAGACAGAUUUUAUCUUUCCAUGUCACUCCUGUUUUUUUUAACAUUGGAAUUAAUGAAAUGGCCACAUUAGCAGAAAGCUUAGGAGCUACAAGAGCUCAAGAAGCUUCAAACAUAGAUAACUUUGACAGAUUAAAUGAAUAUUAUCUUCGAUAUCGAAAACUGAACAUUUCAGAGAAUUCUAAUGUAUCAAAUGGACGAUUUAUUGGAUGUUCUUCUCAAGUUAAAUCACUAGCGGAACUCAUGGAGGAUUUGAAAAUAUCGAUUCAUAGUGGAAAGUCAAAGAACGUGGAAGUUUUACAUUUAGCAUCUCAGAUUUGCCGUCAAAUGAAAGGUUUUCGUUUCACAAGCUGUAAGAGUGCGAAGGAUAGGACAGGAAUGUCAGUAACUUUAGAACAGUGCCAGAUUCUAGUCGAUGAGUACCAUUUAGCAGAACAUGAGUUCCAAAAAGCAUUAGAUUGUAUGAGAAGUGAAGGUUGUAGGAGGGAAAAUACAUUGAAGAAUACAAAUGUUAGAAAAUACGCAUUUAAUUCUCUGCAGUUACUAGCAUUGCCAAAACUAUAUAGACCACCAGCGGGAACAUAUGGUUCAGCGCAAACAUAGUUAUAUUUAUUUGUAACAUAUGUAUUAUUAUUUGUUCAAGUUGCCAAUAUGAUAGUAUAUUGUCAAAUUUCACUUAACUGUUGUUAUAGUGUAAAGUUGUUAAUAACUUUAAGUUAUUUUGUUUUUUUUUUUUAGAUAAAUAAAUCAUUUGGUAUUAUUCUCAA